CUUACGAGUUGAUCCACACACUCUACAGGUGCACUCAAGACACACUCUCCGACUGCACACACAUAGCCUACAGCACCUUAUCCGCUGCUCAGAGAAGAGGGAGCAAUGACUGGCUGUCACUGGGGAUAUGGGAAGGACAACGGUCCAUCAGCAUGGCUCAAAGACUAUCCCAUUGCCGAGGGUAACCGCCAAUCACCUAUUGAUAUAGUCCCUGCAGAAGCUGUAUUUGACGCCAGACUGUCUCCUAUCUCGCUGUCUUACAACAACUGUACCUCCCUUACCAUAUCAAACAAUGGCCAUUCUGUAGUAGUGGAGUUCAUUGACUCAGAUGAGAGAUCAGUAAUCCGAGGAGGGCCUCUGGAAAACAUGUACAGACUUAAACAGUUUCACUUCCACUGGGGAGGCAAGGGUUGCAGUGGUUCUGAGCAUACGGUUGGUGGGAAAACAUAUGUGUCUGAGCUUCAUCUGGUUCACUGGAACGCCAUAAAGUACAAGUCCUUUGGUGAGGCAGCAGCAGCCCCUGAUGGCCUGGCUGUCCUUGGCAUCUUUCUGGAAUCAGGUGAUGAACACCGUGCUCUUCAUCAGAUAACAGAUGCCUUGUAUAUGGUUAAAUUCAAGGGAAGUGUAGCUGAUUUUAAGGGCUUCAACCCAAAGUGCCUCCUGCCCAACAGUCUGGAAUAUUGGACGUACCCAGGCUCUCUCACCACUCCUCCACUGUAUGAGAGCGUCACUUGGAUUGUGCUGAAAGAACCUAUUUAUGUGUCCGAGAAGCAGAUGGGAAAGUUCCGGAUGCUGCUGUUUAACGGAGAGGAGGAAGAGGACCGAAAGAACAUGGAGAACAACUUCCGACCACCACAGCCACUGAAAGGCAGAAAAGUGCGGGCCUCUUUUAAGUAGCGCGUUUGCUUAUUGUGAUCAACCAUACUUCGAAGGGUUUGGUUUUUUUUUUAAUCAUGUCACUGUCUGCUGCUUAAAUGUUUUGGCCAAUGACCUCGAACACAGUUUGACUUUCACAUUGAGCUCUUUGAAUCAGAGGCUCUACAGUUUUAGAUCCCUUCUCAUCCACCUUGAUCAGGCUUGUGUAUGCAGAUCCUUAUUGCAGGAGAUAUUUGUGCUUCUAAAGGGUCCAAGCUGAUGGGGUCUGACAAGCCGGCUGUCGUCUGCUUUCUCACCGCUAUAGGAAAGGGUCGGUAAUCCAGGAGCCUGAAAUUUAACCCGUUAGUCUCCACCAGAGGCUCUUGGUAACUUUUGAUAAGGCUUGUGUCAUUUAGGCUGUUUGGUGCUUUCAAGAACAUAGACCUGAUGGUGGCAGAAUCAUUAAUACUUAAUGUUGCAUUAUUACACUGAAAUGUCUCAUUGUUAUACAGUACGUAGACAACAUUUCUGUUUAUCCGAUUGUUGUGACUCCAUGAAGUAAGUCUUUACAGACUCUUUUUUUAGCACUGCACUGUAGUGAAUUUUCCUGUGCUACCAGUGAAGCCUUAUAAAUGCUUUUACUGUAAUAGGAGGGUGAUGUGUGGAGGUUGAAAUGAAUGAUGGAUUACUGCUCACACUUAAAAAACAGUUCCUAUAUGUAAUUCCUAAUGGAAUCUCUGGCAUGGCUGUAGGAGAGUUAAGGAAGAUCAGUGCCGUAUUUAGACUCGACUUCUGGAUAACAUCCAGUUGAAACUAUACAGGGAUUUUUCUUUGGCCGUAUUUGGUGGUUGGCAAGAUUUCAUAUAUAUUUUAUAUUGUGUUUGGUCUUUUUAUCAAAUAUGUACAAAAUAAAAAUUAUUUUAAUAAUCUA
Molecule: messenger RNA, 1786 nt
Organism: Pimephales promelas (fathead minnow)
Lineage: Eukaryota; Metazoa; Chordata; Actinopteri; Cypriniformes; Leuciscidae
Gene: ca7
Product: carbonic anhydrase 7
Biological process (GO): regulation of intracellular pH
Cellular component (GO): cytoplasm
Molecular function (GO): zinc ion binding; carbonate dehydratase activity
Source: RefSeq, a predicted model, not a curated record